Molecule: messenger RNA, 3464 nt
Organism: Gracilinanus agilis (Agile Gracile Mouse Opossum)
Lineage: Eukaryota; Metazoa; Chordata; Mammalia; Didelphimorphia; Didelphidae
Gene: CAVIN4
Product: caveolae associated protein 4
Exons: 2
Coding region: 243-1370 (375 amino acids)
Biological process (GO): regulation of gene expression
Cellular component (GO): cytoplasm; caveola
Source: RefSeq, a predicted model, not a curated record
UGUGAAGCUCAGUGUCAGACUUGUUGAGGGGUUUCAUAUUGCAGAACAAUUGCAUAUGAAUAUUUCUAGUUAUAAAUACUUGACCAACCUCCAGGGGUGGAGUUUUCUACCCUUUAAAUGUCUAUGUGGCCAGCUGUCAAGCUAACUUUUUGCUUUAAGUGCCAGAAUUAAUCGUAGGGAGAGUAACAUUUCAGCCACUGUAAGGAUAAGCCUAGAAGAGGAAAAAAAAAAAAAAAAGCAGAAUGGAUCACAACGAAUCGACCGCCAAUGCUGACAAAAUCCAUCAAAAUCGACUCUCAGGCGUAUCAUUAGAUGAAGACCAAGACGCAGCGCUGACAAUUGUGACCGUCCUAGACAAGGUGGCUACGAUUAUAGAUGGUGUCCAAGAGAGUCAGAAGAGAAUAGAAGAGCGUCAUCGCUUAAUGGAAAAUACAAUCAAAUCUGUCCAGAUCGACAUGUUGAAGCUUUCUCAGGCACACAGUAACACAGGCUAUGUAGUGAACAAGUUGUUUGAGAAAACCCGGAAAGUCAGUGCUCAUGUGAAAGAAAUAAAAGCUCGUGUGGAGAAGCAUAGCCUAAAUGUGAAGAAGGUGGAAACCAAGCAAGAAGAGGUGCUAAGAAAAAACAAAUUUCGAGUGGUUAUAUUCCAGGAGGAGGUCCAAUGCCCUACAUCUCUCUCUGUUGUUAAGGAAAAAAGUCUGCUUGAGAAUAUACAAGAAGAUGAAUUCUGCCUCCCAGAUGAUCUCUCUUCUGAUGAAGAAUAUGAAAUUGAAGAAAGCAGAGCCACCCAAUUUAAAAAGUCAGGAAAGAAGCGAAUUGAUGACAUCAAAAAGGCCUUCUCUAAAGAAAACAUGCAGAAGACAAGACAGAAUUUUGACAAGAAGGUAGAUAGAAUUCGGACUAGAAUUGUGACUCCUGAGAGGAGAGAAAGGAUCAGGCAGUCAGGAGAGAGACUGAGGCAGUCAGGAGAGAGACUGAGACAGUCAGGAGAGAGACUGAGGCAGACAGGAGGAGAAAGACUAAAGCAAUCUGGUGAAAAAUUUAAGAAAACAAUUUCUAAAGCAACUCCAACAAAGGAAACUUUCAAGAUGCAUCUCCAUAAGAAAGGCAAAGAAAGAACCACUGCAGAAGGCCAAGAGGGCAUUCAGGAAAUGGGAGUGGAUAUCAUUAGCAGGAGUGAGGCUGAUGAACCCCUAAAUGAGCUCUACACAGAAAUGACAGCUACAUCAGAGAACGUACAAGGCAGAGAAGUCUAUCUUCCCCAAGCAGAAGAGGAAACCCAGAUUCCUAUGGAAAAUAUAGUUCUGCAACCCCCUGAAAAAGGAAGUAACGAGGAACCCCUUUUGCUAGAUUUAAAACAAUCAGCAUAAAAGAGAACCAAACAGCCCCUGAUUGUGUGUAUCAGCUUCAUCAAACAAUUCUAACCAGAAAAAAUAGUAAUAUUUAUUUUUAACAUCAUAUGAAAAUAGAUAAAUGCUUUUAUUUCAUUCAACGUGUUCCAGGUUAUCUGUUAUGUUUUAAUAAGCCCGGCAAUAUAAGAAUUACAUUUUAUUGGCAUUCUCCCCCUUAAUGGAGGAAUAAAAUCCCAAUGAAUGAUGAAGCUUUUUUGUUGCAGUUGAUCAGGUUAUUGGAUUUUACUUUUCCCUUCACAACUGUGGAAAUUUAUUUAAUCCCUUUUCUCUCUGGCUACCAGGGGAAAGAGUUUAAAAGUUUGGAACAUUUGGUUAUCUAAAGGAAACAAAAGAAAUGUUUUAAUUGAUAUGGCCUUUUGCAAAUGAAUUAUUGUAGUAGUAUAAGCAGCAGCAUUUUGCUCUAAAAUAUGGCUGUCUAUUCAUUCAAAAAAUCAUUUUAAAUACUUGCAUUCUUGUGUAUGGUACUUUUUGCCCCUGAACUGGAACAACCCAGUAGCCCAUGGGGCCAUUGUUUCUUCUAAUCCUGUGGGGUUGUGGCCUAGAUGCUUGGAUCACCAAGCAACAGUUUACUUCCUACCACAACUGGGUAAAAAGUACCUCCUCAGAAGCUUCACCAUUUCCAGCCAAUGUUCUCCAAAUUCUGAGUUCCAGUAAUAAUUCAUAACUUACUGCAUUUGUGUCUCAACCCCUUUGGAUUCCAGUCUUUUCUUGUGUCUUCAGCAUAGCCCCAAAGUUUUUACUCAGUUGGCAAAUAGGCUAAAAUGCUUUUUACUACAAUGAAAAUGAACAUAAAGUAGAAAGGUCAUGUCUAAGGCAAUUUUUAGUUUUCUAAUCCCUCUUCUUCACCAUUUCCCUUUGUUCUUCUUUUUUAAUCUUUACUUUUUGUCUUAGGAUCCACUCUAAGAUAGAAAAGCAGCAAGGGCUAUGAAAUUUGGGCUUAAAUUCCUUGCCUAGGAUUAUAGAGCUAGGAAAUGUCUGAGGUCAAAUUUGAACCCAGGUCCUCCCAACUCUAGGUCUGGCUCUCUCUCCCCUGUGCUACCUAGCUGCCUCCCAUGACCCUUUGUUCUUGAAAGGAAGGUGGAGACAAAGGCAUCAACAGGCUUGUCAAAGAGGUUAUUAAGCAUUCCUACUUAAAACUUGGGGAAGGGGGAAAUCACCUCACUACAUAAUCUAGCUCACCCAGUGGCUCUCUACUGUUUUCCAAGACAACAGCACUCAGCUCCUGGUCAUCUUGCCAAUGAUGUGCUGCUCUGCUGGGUGCCUGAACAGGCUGUUAGAUACUUCAGAAGGCUGUCCUAGGAGUAACCCAACAAGCCAACCUAACAUCACCACCCAAGGCAAGUUUCCUUAUCUCCAUCUCUUUCCCAAUAUGGCUAGAGAUCCAAGGACAAAUGAGUAGACUUGGGACUUCAUGGGCAAACCUGCUCUCCUCUCCUCCCCUCCAUCCCCACGAUACUCACAUGGUCAGAUAACUGAAUCUUCUCCUGAUGUCACAUGCCAGGAGAACCAGUCAACAACAAAGUACAAAUGCCAACAAAGUGAAUACCAGCAAAUCCCUGGAGAUGUAAAGUACUAUGUCUGCCCUUUUAAAAUCUCUUCAGAGCCUCAACCUAAUUUGACCCCUAUGAUGCCAUUAAAAAAUGGUAGCCUUGAACUUAUUCCAUUCUAUACUCUUAUCUCUUUUUUUGGGAGCCUAAAGAUUUGGGAAAAUGCAGAGGAAAUAGCCCCCUUAUGCCUAAAUAUAAAUAUUUAUGGUGGAAGCAUUUGGGUAUUUGAUUUAACAUCAGGUCUUCCUCAUUCCCUGGACAGACACAACCUUGAUGUUCCAUAAUAUUUGUGAAAUGCAAUCUGUUGAAAAUUAAAAUGUAUACAGAGUGAACACUACUUUGAAAAUAACAAAUUUUAAAUCGUUCUACAUUCAAAGAAGAAUAAUUAAAAGGACUUUUAUAAACAUUUCUCUAAAGGCACACUUAAUAUUUACAAGAAUUAUCAUUAUACAUUAUCAUAAACAGUUGCUUUCAGUAACCAAAAUUAAACGUAACUACUAAAACA